Molecule: messenger RNA, 1158 nt
Organism: Apiotrichum porosum
Lineage: Eukaryota; Fungi; Basidiomycota; Tremellomycetes; Trichosporonales; Trichosporonaceae
Exons: 7
Coding region: 1-1158 (385 amino acids)
Cellular component (GO): peroxisome
Molecular function (GO): L-alanine:glyoxylate transaminase activity; L-serine:pyruvate transaminase activity
Source: RefSeq, a predicted model, not a curated record
AUGUCCAACUUCAAGCAGGCGCCCCACAAGCUCCUCGUCAUCCCUGGCCCGAUCGAGGUCCAUGAUAGCGUUCUCCUUGCCAAUGCCACCCCCGGUACCUCGCACGUGUCGCCCGCGUUCGUCCCCGUGUUCGGCGACUGCAUUCGCAUGCUCCGCAAGGUCCUCUACGCCGAGAAGACUGGCCAGCCCUUCCUCAUUGCCGGCUCGGGCACCAUGGGCUGGGACGCUGCCGGCGCCAACCUGAUUGAGGCUGGCGACAACGCUAUUGUCGUCGACCACGGCUACUUUGGCGCCGCCUUUGCUGACUGCCUCGAGACCUACGGUGCCAAGGUGACCAAGAUCACCGCGCCCGUCGGCGGUAUUGUGUCUGACGAGGACCUCGUGGCUGCGCUCAAGAGCCAGAAGGUCAAGCUCAUCACCAUCACCCACGUCGACACCUCGACCGGUGUCCUCGCUCCCGCGGCCCACUACUCCAAGCUCAUCAAGGAGCACUCGCCCGACACGCUCAUUGCCCUCGACGCCGUGUGCUCUGUCGCCUCGGAGGAGAUCCGCUUCGACGACUGGGGCCUUGACAUUGUCAUCUCGGCCACCCAGAAGGGUCUCGGUGUCCCUCCCGGUCUCUCGGUCGUCAUGGCCUCUGCCCGCGCCCUCGAGACCCUCCAGAACCGCAAGACCCCCGUCCCCUCGUACUACAUCAACUGGAACCGCUGGCUGCCGAUCAUGCGCGCUUACGAGGAGGGCUCGGCCAAGUACUUUGCUACUCCCCCCGUCCAGCUCAUCUACGCGCUCCAGGUGGCCCUCAAGGCCAUCACUGAGGAGUCGCCGUCGCUCGAGGAGCGCUUUGCCCUCCACAAGAAGGUCUCGAACCACGUCAAGGACGAGCUUGCCAAGCUCGGCUGUGGCUUUGUUCCCCUCAGCCGCGACAUUGCUGCCAACGGCAUGAGCGCCGUCAAGUACCCCGAGGGCGUCUCGGCCGCCAUCCUCCCCAAGCUUGCCGCUCUCGACGUUGUGGUUGCCGGCGGUCUCCACAAGGACAUUGCCUCGACCUACUUCCGUGUCGGCCACAUGGGCGUCACCGUCACCGACGCUUCGCGCGGCGACAUCCAGAAGGUCCUCGACGCCGUCAAGACGGUCGUCACCGAGACCAAGAGCGCCUAG